ACAAAAAGAGGGUCGAAUUGAAUUUUUGUCUUGAAUCAAAAAUUCGGAAAAAAAUUAUGUCGCAAUUUAAACAAACAGUGAAUAAGGCCUUAAAACCCUACACAAGACCUCUGGCGGAAGUAGAUCAUCAAAAUUCGGUCGAUUUGAUGCUGCAACUGCUGGAAUUCUACAUCACGAACGGUUUUUGCUCGGAAGACAAGAUAGACAAAGCAAUAACUCUCGCCCCGGACUCACAGGAAUAUUUUCAUGAGGCUCUUGCAGGUCUUGUGUUACUCUGUAAGCUUUAUCUUCGUUCACCGAAGGGAUUUGUUAAACUACCCGAACUGCAGGAAGUGGUUAAAGACACAAAACUGAAACCAGAAUUCAUCGACAUUGUAGUGCAAAAAUUCAUUGAAUUAAAGGAAAACUCGAACGUCUCAAGCAUCGAGAGACCCAUUAGACUGACGGCGCCUAAAAAAUUCACCUACCGGAUCAACAUUACCAAUUUAAUAAAACAAAAAAGCAUCAACCAAUGCACAAUUGUACUCCAAAUAACUCUUGAAAACGGAAAAGUCGAGACUUUUGUGAUGUCAAUCGCAAUGUUCCAUAAGUUACGAUUCCAAGUUGCCUCUGCCUUGAAGGCGAUACACAAUUUAGAGGGACGUGCCUCGAUGAAAAUUUGA
Culicoides brevitarsis is the source of this 662-nucleotide messenger RNA. RefSeq lists its product as uncharacterized. The transcript has 4 exons. Lineage: Eukaryota; Metazoa; Arthropoda; Insecta; Diptera; Ceratopogonidae. Bases 57 to 662 code for a protein of 201 amino acids. The record is from RefSeq and is a predicted model, not a curated record. Gene Ontology annotation, cellular component: nucleus.